CUUGAAUUUUGAGCGGCAAUUUAAGUCAAAUAGCAAUGCCUGACUUAAAAUGUCCAUUCCUGUGAAUCACUUAGGAGCGACUAAUAUUGUGUUGGCUACUGAUAAUCCACGACAAUCUUCCACUUGUUUAGAAUCAGUUUCUGUUCAUGAUAAAACUGAAGUGCAUGUUGGAAGUCUUGGUUUAGGAACAGCCUUAGCCGUUGCUUAUGAUCUAUGCAGUGAUAAUGGGAUUGUGAAUCAGUUCAAUACCAACGCUAAUUUAUGUGCCUCAAAUCCUCAACUUGCAAAUUUCCUUUCAUUAUCUGCAAUCAAAUCACCGAAUUCACAAUUUUCGACUCAUUGUCGUAGUACAUCUCUAUCUGACCAACAUACAUAUAAUAUUUAUUCUAAUUAUUUUACAAAUAAUUCAUUAUGGACAUUACAACAUACUGAUAGUUACCUAACUCCUAUCUCAUCUGCAUCUACAAUAUUUGAUGGUUCUAAUUCAAUAAAAUCACUCGCAAAUGAUAAUGAUCAUUCCAAAUCUAUUUCUUCCACUUGUGAUUUCUCAAAUAAAAAUAACUAUUUUCCUCAUGUCUCUCUUGAUAGUAGUGUAUGCCAACCAAAUGAUGUAGUUUGUUCAAUUGGAAGCAUGAUUGAUGGUCAUUACAAUAAUAAUCACAACAAUAUUGAUACCAGCCCAAAUGUUUCUAAUUUACCUACUUCAUCGAGUGGACAGAAGAUUAAUACAAAUAAUUCAGAUAAUGAGUGUAUAGGUAUUAAUCAAGGAAUUACAUCAAAUAAUUACGACAAUAAUAAUAUUGUUUUGAAGGAAACGACAGAUACAAAUCAUGUUACUUCCUCAUCUACUACUUCUAUUGAUGACAGUUUAUAUCAGUUAUCUGAGGAAGAAAUGAAAGAAAUAGAUACAUCACUUACAACAAAUGCCGAUCUCAUGGCUAGUCGUCAAUGGAAGUAUUAUAUUGAGACAAAUGAAUGGACACGUGCUACCUGUGCAUUGAUGGCAUGUUUAUUUACUAGAGAUCAAAUGGCUAAUUCAACUGUUUUAGGUCGUGGUGGUUCACAACGUGCCCGUCUUCCAAGCAAUCUAGUUGCCUAUGUUGUCACUACAAUCCGUCGACGAUUCAAUAAACCAGCCGCAGCUGUACGUGCUCGUAUGGCACAGAAAUGUAAAGAUGAACGACGUUUUGGUCGGAUACCUAAUUCCAAUGGAAAUUCAUGUAUAGAUGGAAAUUCUGAUUGUAAUAAUACACCAUCACCAGUUGCUGCUAUUUCAUCUAGUCGAUCAGGUACAAGAAAAACUCGUAAACGACCAGCUAAUUCAACAUCAACAUCAUCAUGUUCAUCUCAUUCAUUAAAUGGUAUAAAACAACCAUGUACACCAAAUUAUAAUAUUUAUCAAAUGAAUAUUACCAAUGAUGAUUGUUGUUCAUCAACAACAGAUUCUAAUCAACUUCCACCGAUAAAUUUAUCACCUAAUGGUAUGAGUUUAAGUGGUAUCGGUGAUGAUGUCAAUGGAGAAUAUGAUUGUAUGCUACAAACAUCUUUGGAUGAUUCAUUUACAUUAUUAGAUCAAUCUGAUGUUGUGAACUAUCCUCAAAUUUAUCCGCUUGUUAAUCAUAUCACAACAAUCCCAUCAUUGUCAUCAUCAUCACCAAUAAUUACAAUGACUAAUGGAGUAAAUAAUAUCAAUGGUUCAUGUAAUCUAUCUAAUACAUCGUGUAUAUCAAUAUUUUCCAAUGAUCCAUAGGCACACAUUUUAUGGUUACUAUGUAAAUGGAUUUCUUCUUUUUUUUUAAAAAAAAAUUAUAAUACUUGAUUCAAAUUGUCUACUUGUAUGUGAAUGUGAGAAAAUAAGCAAAUCAUCAUCAUCAUCAUCAACAACAACAACAACUAAUCAACUAACAGUUACCCCCUACAUACAGUUAGUUACCGGGUAAUAUUAUUCUUUCAAUUUCUUCAUCUGUAAUUCGGUUGUGCUGUUGUUAUCAUUAGCCUUCCAUUUUCAUUUUAUUUAUUUCUUUAUAUUUUUCUAAAUGUAUUUUUAUUGAAUCAUCAUAAGUAAAUAAGUGAUGUGUUUUUUUUAUUCAGAUGUCAGAGAGAUAAAGAGAAAAAGGUAGAGGAGAUAAGAGUAGGUACCUUUUGAAGAUGAAUUCCGAAAUCAAUGCCUACAAGAACAGUAGUUAUGGUUGUUGUUGUUGCUGUCUGAAAUAAUACUUACUAUAAAAUCUACAAUAUAUUUUUGAUAUUUUCUAUCAAUUAUUCAAUCGAAUUAUUUCAUUUAGUUAUUUCGAAUAUAUAUUAGAUGAAUAUGUCAUUCACACUAUUGUGCCUAAUUCUCAAUUUGACCCAUUCUUUCUCUCCAUGUGCGUGCACGUGUGUGUGUGCGCGUGCACAUAUGUGCGUGCGUGCGUGUGUAACUUCCCUUUUUUGUAUAAAUCAUAUUUGGAUUAUUAUUAUUAUUAUUCAUUAUUGUAAUGUGUUAAUAUGGAUUCAUUAAGCAGUAAAAAAAGGUGGUUACUAAUGCUCACCAUGAUCCGGUCAUUGUUUAUUUUGAUAUCU
Schistosoma bovis is the source of this 2562-nucleotide messenger RNA. NCBI's taxonomy places the organism in Eukaryota, Metazoa, Platyhelminthes, Trematoda, Strigeidida, Schistosomatidae. The record is from the annotation of a GenBank genome assembly.